AUGUGGAGCAUUAUAAGAAACCUCUGUUUGCUUACCCCCGUACUUUCUAUACACAUCUUUAGUGGACUACAAAAUCGAUACAACACGAUAUUCAAACCGGAGAGCAUUAUCUUUCGAUCGAAUUCGACUAUAACUAAACUGCUGGUUCCUGCAGAUGGAGCGUCUUACGCUGAUCACACUGAAAUACCAUCGAUAUUUUUUACAGUUAAAGAUCGACAUCUAGAAGGCGAACAUUGCAUUUACGUCCUUGAAGGUCUCGCUGCUUAUGAAAUACUCGAAGGAGGAAGAGAUUCGACUUCGGAUUACGGAUUAGACAAAACAGUGUAUUUUGGUGCUAGAGAUGGCGUAUACAAGUAUGAUCCCGAAAGUUUAUCAGCGAAGAAGUACGGGACUUUCCGUGAUGAUAUAAUUCAAAUACAAAAAGCUAAUGGAUCGGAUGAUAUAUAUUUCUUAACUUCUCAACACAAACUGUUUAAAUUGGGAGACAAUGGCACUUCCAGGACUAAAAUUAGUGGUGUGGUAUGUGCUAUUGAAUUUGUUUUGGACACUUCUAAUAACAUUUAUUAUUUGGCUUGUGAGGAUCGUUUACCACGAAUUGUAAAGAAUGAUGGAAGUUUACAAUCGUUUCUAUCCAGUGUCACUGAAGAUUUUCAAGAUGUAAAAUUGAUCCGCCCCGCCUUCAUUAUGGAGAACUGUGUACCAUUUUUUGGCGAUGGAAAUCUUUAUAUGUUGUAUUCAAAUGGAACAACUGAGAAAAAGGAAUUUCGUGUAAAGGAAAAGCCAACAGCCUUUAGCAUAGACGCUGCUUUAUAUUUAGUUGCAGCUGUAGAAGGAAAAAUUUAUGAGUUUAAUGUAAUGGAGGUUCUACUACGAUCAAUGUUUGGAGUAUCCUUACCGUGGCCUACAGAUCUUACUAAAAUUGUAAUGUCUGUAAUGGAUACGACUAGAGAUGGCUUCUAUUUAAACAAUUAA
Leptosia nina is the source of this 972-nucleotide messenger RNA. NCBI's taxonomy places the organism in Eukaryota, Metazoa, Arthropoda, Insecta, Lepidoptera, Pieridae. The record is from the annotation of a GenBank genome assembly.